AUGACCAAGGCUCAAAAGGAGGAGAAGGCCCGCAAUGAAAGGAAGCUCCAGCAGAUGUUGGCUUCUGGCAUCAAGGUUGGCGCUCUGGCUGGCGAGGAGGGCGAGGAGAAGAAGGAGAAGAAGCCAAAGGUUGAGAAGAGGAGAGGUGGUGCUAUGCAAAAGAAGCUCGACGAGGAAAAGGCUCUUGCUGAGGCUGCUGAGCGCGCUAGGCUCCAGGCUGAGGCUGCCGCCAAGGAGCAGGCUGAAAAGGAGCGCAUUGCUCGUGAGAAGGCUGAGAAGGAGGCUGCUGAGAAGGCCGCUGCCGCCAAGGCCGCUGCUGAGGACAGCGUUGAUGAGGAUUGGGAGGCCGCCGCCGCGUCGGAUAAGGAAGAGGUCCAGGACAGCUGGGAUGCCGACUCUGGUGAGGAGGGCGAGAAGAAGACUCUGCCUUCGAGGCCGAAGAAGGAUGAAGACGAGUCCGAGUCGGAAGAGGAAGACUCUGACGAGGAAUCCUCCGAGGACGAGGAGACGACAGCCGCCAAGCUUGCCGAGGAAAAGAGAAAGAGAGAGGCUGCCGAGCGCAGAGAAAAGGCUCACCAGGCCGCUCUUGCUGCCCGGUCUGCGGAUAACCUUCGCUCGCCCAUCUGCUGCAUUCUCGGUCACGUCGAUACCGGAAAGACCAAGCUGCUCGACAAGAUCCGUCAGACCAACGUCCAGGAGGGCGAAGCUGGCGGUAUCACGCAGCAGAUUGGUGCUACAUACUUCCCUGCCGAUGCCAUUCGCCAAAAGACUGCCGUCGUCAACCGGGAUGGCAAGUUCGAGCUCAAGGUCCCCGGUCUCCUCAUCAUCGACACACCCGGUCACGAGUCCUUCUCCAACUUGCGUUCCCGUGGUUCGUCUCUGUGCAACAUUGCCAUCUUGGUGGUCGAUAUCAUGCACGGUCUCGAGCCUCAAACCAUCGAGUCGAUGAACUUGCUCAAGGCCAGAAAGACUCCCUUCGUUGUCGCCCUCAACAAGAUCGAUCGUCUCUACGGCUGGAAGAAGAUUGACAACAAUGGUUUCCAGGACUCGUUGGCUCUGCAGAGCAAGGCCGUCCAGAACGAGUUCAAGAACCGUCUCGACCAGACCAAGCUUGCUUUCGCCGAGCAGGGUUUCAACUCUGAGGUCUUUUACGAGAACAAGAACAUGUCCAAAUACGUCUCGCUGAUCCCCACCUCGGCCCACACCGGCGAGGGCAUCCCCGACUUGCUCAAGCUCAUUGCUCAGCUUACUCAGGAGAGGAUGGUCGGCUCGCUCAUGUACUUGUCCGAGGUCGAGGCCACCGUUCUCGAGGUCAAGGCUAUCGAGGGUUUUGGUAUGACCAUCGAUGUCAUCCUGUCCAACGGCAUUCUCAGGGAAGGCGAUCGAAUCAUGCUGUGCGGUGUUGAAGGUGUCAUCAAGACGAACAUUAGAGCGCUGCUCACGCCGGCUCCCCUCAAGGAGCUGCGUGUCAAGUCUCAGUACGUCCACAACAAGGAGGUCAAGGCGGCUCUGGGUGUGAAGAUUUCGGCUCCUGGUCUUGAAGGCGCCAUCGCCGGUUCCAGGCUUGUUGUCGUUGGUCCUGAUGAUGACGAGGAUGACCUCGAGGAGGAGGUCGAGGCCGAUCUCGCCUCUCUCUUCAGCCGUGUCGAGAAGACCGGUCGCGGUGUCUCGGUCCAGGCGUCCACCCUUGGUUCCUUGGAAGCCCUGCUUGACUUCCUCAAGGACUGCAAAAUUCCCGUUGCCAACGUUGGCAUCGGCCCGGUCUACAAGCGCGACGUCAUGCAGUGCGGUGUCAUGUUGGAGAAGUCGCCUGAUCUCGCCGUCAUGCUGUGCUUCGACGUCAAGGUCGACAAGGAAGCGCAGCAGUAUGCCGAUGAGCAGGGCAUCAAGAUUUUCACUGCCGACAUUAUCUACCAUCUCUUUGACAACUUCACCAAGCACCAGGCCGAGCAGCUGGAGAAGAAGAAGGAGGAGUCCAAGAUGCUGGCUGUCUUCCCUUGUGUGUUGUCGCCGGUGGCCGUGUUCAACAAGACGAACCCUAUCGUUGUUGGUGUGGAUGUUGUUGAGGGUGCGCUGAGGAUUAACACGCCUAUUGCGGUGAUUAAGCAGAACCCCAACACCGGGUUGAAGGAGGUGAUCAAUAUUGGCAGAGUCACGUCCAUCGAGCGUGAGCAUAAGCAGAUCCCCAUCUGCAAAAAGGGCCAACCGUCGGUUGCCGUCAAGAUUGAGAUGGGCAGCCACCAGCCGACGUAUGGCAGGCAGCUUGAGGAGAAGGACAUGCUGUACUCUGCCAUUUCGAGAGCGAGCAUCAACUGCCUCAAGGAGUUUUACCGGGCGGAUAUGACGAAUGAUGACUGGCAGUUGAUUAUCAAGCUGAAGCCCAUGUUUGACAUUGCUUAA
This is a messenger RNA of Podospora anserina S mat+, 2400 nucleotides long. RefSeq lists its product as uncharacterized. The record is from RefSeq and is a predicted model, not a curated record. Gene Ontology annotation, molecular function: GTPase activity; translation initiation factor activity; GTP binding. Bases 1 to 2400 code for a protein of 799 amino acids. NCBI's taxonomy places the organism in Eukaryota, Fungi, Ascomycota, Sordariomycetes, Sordariales, Podosporaceae. The transcript has 2 exons.